UACUAUAUAGCCUAGCUUUAUGCUAUAAACUUACCAGCAAACAACACUGCCAGUUGUUUUUCGAGGUGAUAGCUUGUUGCCUUGUGCCGAGAAUAACGUAGAGAACCAAAAGCUCGUCAAUCGCGGUGGUUGUCCAAGUGCUCAAAAAGCCGAUUCAUCGUUUCGGUCGGGAGAAGGACAGUAUCAAGUGGCAUAACUUUUACAAAUAGUGAUACCCGGAUGCAAAAUGGCGCUAGAGGCCAGCAUUCAGAGUUGUCGAAUGGUAGUCAGGAGAGUGCGUUUGACACAGCGGCUUCCUUGAAGAGGUCGAGGCUGACUAGGAACAACGCAGAUCAGGGCGUGCACUGUCCGCUUUCUCUUGGCUCAGAAGAAGUGGUGCCAAUUUUGAUUGAAGCAGAGGGCUGCGAUGCAGAGAUUCAGGAGCUGGCGGCGUGUGAGCCUUACGUCAAGUGUUCGAAAAGGGGUAGCGGGGAAGUGGAGGGUACAGAUGGUGAUUUUUUGCUAAAUUUCGAUGAGUACGACAAUGGUACAGAUGUACAAAAGUCCGUCCAUUCUAGGCUAAAGAGACUGAGGCGCAGACAGACCGAUGAAGACGAUUCGGACUCGAAUGGCGUUGGCGACGUGGGUACCAUUAGCGAGGACGAGGAAGAAAGCAUGCAGGGCAAUUCUGAAUUUGACAAGGUUUUGAAGCAAUGUUCUAGAUAUUCUAGGCGGCUGGACCGUUUGCUGUCUAGCAAGCUUCAAAGUGGUGAGAACGCGCUCGAGGGACAGCCGAAGGCCCUGAAGCGUCAGUUGAAGGAUUACCAAGUUGCUGGCGUAAACUGGUUGUACACGUUGCAUAACGAGGGGCUUGGGUGUAUUUUAGCGGAUGAGAUGGGCUUGGGAAAGACCGUGCAGACGAUUUCGUUGUUGACGUUGCUGAAGGAAAAGGGCCAUUUGUUUAGUCACAUUAUUAUUGUGCCAGCGUCGACUAUAAGCAAUUGGAUGCGCGAGUUUUCAAACUGGUCGGAUUCUCUGAAGGUUUUGAUGUACUACGGCACUAAAAAUGAGCGAUACGACCUCCGAAUGAACAUUCUAGUUCACGAUGCCAAGUACAAAAAAAAGCAGGUUGACAAAGAGUAUCCGUUCGAUGUUUUAAUUACCACUUUCCAGACGGCCAGCGGCAAGUCCGACUACAAGUUUUUGAGAAAGUUGAACUUUCACUACUUGAUAGUUGACGAGGCGCAAAUGUUGAAGGGAAAAGACACGAGUCGAUAUGCCUACUUGUUUCGAAUCAAUUCGCAGCGAAGGCUUUUGAUCACAGGUACGCCGUUGCAGAACAAUCUGAAUGAGCUUAGCGCCCUGCUUCGUUUUAUUAUGCCGGAUUUGUUUUCCUCUCUGCAUAGCAGCAAGUUGUCGCAAGAGGUCAAGGUGAUUAUGAACGACUGGAAGGAUGUAUCCGAGUGCGAGUACGUGCACAGUAUGAAGCGCAUUUUGAAGCCGUUUAUUCUGCGCCGUUUGAAGAACGAGAUAGGAUUGGGGUUGGAGCCCAAGAAGCACAAGCUGGUCAAGAUCAAGAUGCCUCCUGUUCAGCACAAACUAUACACAGAAUGCUUCGCGUCGACUGAACUUAGUCUGAAGCAGUGCGGGUAUAAUAAUGCUGUCGCGGAGAGGGGUCAGGGGGAGGUCGAGGAGGUGCUGCCCAACACCGACAGUCCUGAAACCGGCGCGCCUCGAGCGUCCGGAGCAGGAUUUAUGAACAACAUGCUCAUGCAAUUGAGGAAAGUGAGCAAUCAUCCGAUACUUGUUCGGACGUUUUAUUCAGACGAAGCCAUCGAAACGCUCGCCCGCUACGCUCAACGCAGUGAUCCCUCUCUGUUCAAGCUUUGUAUUGACGAGAUUGUUAAUGAUUUCACUUUUCUUUCUGACUUUGAGCUUCACAAACUUUCCUUGAAGAGCCCUGCUCUCAGGAAGUAUUCGCUGACUCGAAACCAGUUAUUUAAGAGCAGCGGAAAGUUGUUGGUACUCGCCAAGCUCUUGCCAACGCUGAAAGAGCAGGGCCACCGCGUCAUCAUAUUUUCCCAAUUUACGACAGUUCUUGACAUUUUGGAGCUCUUUUUGACUCAGUACUUGGACAUGCGAUACGUUCGCUUGGAUGGCACCACUCCCAUCAAUGAGAGGCAGUCCGUCAUCGAUCUUUACAACACCGAGACAGAAAGCUAUUUUAUCUUUUUGUUGACGACACUGGCGGGCGGCUUGGGCAUCAAUUUGACCUCCGCCGACACGGUUAUCUUUCACGACAUCUCGUACAAUCCGCAAGUCGACAGGCAGGCAGAAGACCGUUGCCACCGCCUGGGACAGACGAAGCAGGUCACCAUUUACAUUCUAGUGGCCGUUAGCACGGUCGAGGAACACAUGUACAACAUGGCCAUUAGAAAAACUGAACUCAACGACCUUGUCUUGAACGAGGGCAAGUUCGCCGAAGACGAAGUCGGAGACAAGGAGAGCCCGGCCCUGAUGCAGAACUUGGUCAAAGCCAUGUUCGACACCUCUCGCCAAACGCAGGCUCCUACGGCCGAAGCAAACGACGACGUAGACUUCGAUAUCAUAGACAUAACAAAAAGUUAACCAUCGUGGCUCUGCUUUCUCUCGCAGACCUCGUCUUUCAUGCGCGCCGGACUCAAGGGCGAGGUGUCGGCAUUCGCCUAAAAGCGAAUCACAGGUUCUCCUCGAUCAACUUGGGUGUGGUGCAUUCAGGUUGUCUGCUCGGCUACAAGGUUUUAAAAAUAAAAUUUUGAUUUGUCAUUUGACAGUGUCCCCCUCAGACCGCGGUUGUUUCACCCCUUCCGCUUUUCCUUCGAACCGGAGCUACGGUUCCGCGUAUUUCUUGCGGAAAAGAACCAACCAUCCGAAGUGACGAGGCGCUGCUGGCAAAGCCGA
Molecule: messenger RNA, 2919 nt
Organism: Schistocerca gregaria
Lineage: Eukaryota; Metazoa; Arthropoda; Insecta; Orthoptera; Acrididae
Product: SWI/SNF-related matrix-associated actin-dependent regulator of chromatin subfamily A containing DEAD/H box 1-like
Exons: 4
Coding region: 220-2607 (795 amino acids)
Cellular component (GO): nucleus
Molecular function (GO): ATP-dependent chromatin remodeler activity; chromatin binding; ATP binding
Source: RefSeq, a predicted model, not a curated record